Messenger RNA from Helianthus annuus (common sunflower), 2066 nucleotides. RefSeq names its product pectinesterase. The transcript has 3 exons. The record is from RefSeq and is a predicted model, not a curated record. NCBI's taxonomy places the organism in Eukaryota, Viridiplantae, Streptophyta, Magnoliopsida, Asterales, Asteraceae. Gene Ontology annotation, biological process: cell wall modification. Gene Ontology annotation, molecular function: pectinesterase inhibitor activity; pectinesterase activity. The coding region runs from base 129 to 1823 and encodes 564 amino acids.
GUGACAAACAUAAGGUAUACAUUAUACACAAUUAUUUUAUUCCCCUCUCUCUAUAUGCUAUAUAAACACCAUAUAUAAACUCUUGAGCGUACCCAAACAAAAACGUCCUAACAUCUUCCAUUUCCACCAUGCAAACCUUUCUCAUAAAACUCUCUACUCUCAUCCUACUAGCAUUUUCGAUUUCUUCUUUUUUCAAAUUUACAAAACACCCCCCUCAACUUUCACUAUUUCACCAACACACCCCUCUACCCAUACACAUUCACAAACACAUCCAAACACAAACCGCACACACACAUUGCACCGGUUCACUCUACUACAACCUAUGUACACAAACCCUAACCACCAUCCUACCAGAUCUCCAGUCAAAACCACUACCGGAGAUCAUCUCCGCCACGAUAAACCAAACGGUAAAUGACGUCAGAUCCACCGACUUCAACGUCACCGCUAUUCGCAAGAAGUUACGUAACCUAUCUGCGAUCGAAAUCCGAGCACUCGAUGACUGUCAUUCUUUGUUCGUCGAAACGGUUACCGCGCUCACAUCCGCGGUCUCUGAGCUCAAACGGAAUACGUCGUAUCGUGAACAUUCCGAUCUAGAAACGCUUCUUAGUGCCGCGAUGACGAAUCAGGCCACGUGUCUCGACGGAUUCGCGUUUAGCAAAUCGCGAAACAAAGUCCGGAGAUAUUUCAGUAAAUCGUUACGAAAUAUUUCUCGUCAAGUUAGUAACUCGCUCGCUUUGUUAAAAAAAGUGAACAGAAGAACUUCAAAAGGUAAAACGGAGGCGUUUUCGGAGUACGGUGAGAUGUCCGGCGGAUAUCCGCGGUGGAUGAGUAAUCACGAUCGAAAAUUGUUACAGUUGCCGGUGAACAACACAGUGUACGAUCUGGUGGUUGCCAAGGACGGAACGGGGAAUUUUACGACGAUCGGAGACGCGUUAAACGCGGCUCCGAACAUGAGUACAACAAGAUUUGUGAUUUAUAUAAAAGCUGGUGCUUAUUAUGAGUAUUUGGAGGUUGCUAGUCCGAAGACAAUGAUAAUGUUGGUUGGGGAAGGUAUCGGAAAAACGUUGAUCAAAGGUAACCGGAGCGUGGUCGACGGGUGGACAACUUUCCGGUCUGCUACUGUAGCUGUUGUGGGCACCAACUUCAUAGCCAAAGGUAUAACCUUCGAAAACUUUGCGGGAACCGCAAAACACCAAGCAGUAGCACUACGUAGCAACUCCGACUUCUCAGUCUUCUACCAAUGCAGCUUCAUCGGCUACCAAGACACUCUCUACGUCCACACAUUCCGCCAAUUCUACCGCGAAUGCGACGUCUACGGCACCAUCGACUUCAUCUUCGGCAACGCAGCAGUCGUAUUCCAAAACUGCAACCUAUACGCCCGAAAACCAGACCCGAAUCAAAAAAACCUAUUCACAGCCCAAGGGCGCGAUGACCCGAACCAAAACACGGGUAUUUCACUUCUAGAAUGCAAAAUUGCUGCUGGUUCGGAACUGAUUCCGAACCAGACGAUGUUUAAGUCGUACCUCGGGAGGCCGUGGAGACAGUAUUCUAGAACGGUUGUUAUGCGGUCGUAUAUCGGGGAUUUGAUUGACCCGGCUGGGUGGCUCGAGUGGUCCGGGAGUUUUGCGUUGAGUACGCUUUAUUAUGGCGAGUUUAUGAAUAGAGGGCCGGGGUCGAAUACGACUGGUCGGGUUAGUUGGCCCGGAUAUAAGGUGAUUGUUAAUGCGACCGAGGCCGCGCAGUUUACGGUUGGGAGUUUUCUUCAGGGUGAUCAGUGGUUGAAUGCUACUGGAGUUCCGUACUACCUUGGGUUGAAUACUUGAAUUGAAUUGGAUUAAUAGAGGCUUUUUGGUUUGUGUUUUAGGAGAUUUGUGAUCAAAUUGUGAUCAAGUUCAUGGGUCUGAAAGCAUAGGAUUAUUGUUAUCGGUUAACCUAAGGUUAUAAUUAAAACAUACGUACGUUUUAUAAUUUUAGUAUGUGUUAAAAUAAUAUAAAUAUUUGUAUCGUUUGCUUUAUAUGUGAUGUAUACGUAAGUUGGAAAAAAAUAACAACUUUUAUUGUAUCCA